Rhododendron vialii is the source of this 1516-nucleotide messenger RNA. RefSeq lists its product as uncharacterized. The transcript has 8 exons. NCBI's taxonomy places the organism in Eukaryota, Viridiplantae, Streptophyta, Magnoliopsida, Ericales, Ericaceae. The coding region runs from base 164 to 1294 and encodes 376 amino acids. The record is from RefSeq and is a predicted model, not a curated record.
GACAUUGUCAAUGGCCUGAAGAAAUCUCUACAGCGCACACACUAGAUUGUAGUAUGUAUAUAUAGACACGCGAAACAGAGCAGGAGGGGGGAGGGAGGCGGAGGGAAACUCCCUGUCUCAGGUUGAAUUCUGUAGAGAGAGAGAGAGAGAAGCCCGAGAAGAAAUGGGUGUAGAAUACCAGCCCAACCACCACCACCACAACGGCGGUGGAGAAGAAGGAAAAGAAGGGCACUUUGACUCAGCUCCUCCUCUGAUACUUGGCCUUCAACCCUCUGCCCUAGUCGACCACGUGGCCAAGGUCGAUUGGUCCCUUCUCUCCCAAAUUCCCGGCGAGUCUGGUGGUUCCUUCCCCGUUGAAAUUGAAGAGCUUGAGCAUAUAUUGGGUGAAGUGAAAACCCAUUUUCUCUCUUCCCCUAAUGAUUCAACUUCUUCGAAGACAAUAGCAGGGGGCAGUGUUGCUAAUACUAUUAGAGGCCUGACUUCUGGCUUUGGGCUAUCAUGUGGUAUAAUUGGGGCCUGUGGGGAUGAUGAGCAAGGAAAAUUGUUUGUUCGCAACAUGAGCUUUUAUGGAGUGAACCUCUCCAGAUUGAGGAGGAAUAAAGGAUCUACUGCUCAGUGUGUUUGCCUUGUUGAUGAGUUGGGUAAUCGUACGAUGCGACCCUGUCUCUCAAAUGCUGCUAAGAUUCAGGCCGAUGAACUAAUGAGAGCAGAUUUUGCAGGUUCCAAGUGGUUGGUAAUGAGAUAUGCCAUAUCCAAUUUGGAAAUCAUGCAUGCAGCUAUUCGGAUUGCCAAACAGGAGGGCCUUCUAAUCUCCCUUGAUUUGGCCAGUUUUGAGAUGGUUCGGAAGUUCAAAUUGCCUCUCCUACAGCUUCUGGAGUCAGGGAAUAUAGACCUUUGCUUUGCCAACGAGGAUGAAGCAACAGAGCUGCUAAGGGGUGAAGAAGGUGCCAAUCCUGAGGCGGCUCUUGAAUUUUUGGCAAAACACUGCCAGUGGGCUGUUGUGACAUUAGGCCCUAAUGGAUGCAUUGUGAAACACGGAAAAGAGACUGUUCGUGUUCCAGCCAUUGGGGAAUCUAAGGCAAUUGAUGCCACUGGAGCAGGGGACCUAUUUGCAAGUGGGUUUUUGUAUGGAUUGGAAAAGGGGCUGUCGCUUGAAGAAUGCUGCAAGGUGGGCUCGUGUAGUGGCGGCUCUGUUAUUCGGGCUCUUGGGGGUGAGGUCACACCAGAGAACUGGCAAUGGAUGUAUAAGCAAAUGCAGACCAAGGGCCUAACUAUCCCCAGCAGUGGCAAAUGAGUACUGAAAUUUUGGGGUGCUUUUGCCAUUGUUUGACAAGACCAUGUCAUUUGGUUAUGAUUUUAGGUUAUGUUUGAUUAGUUGGAUUACUAACCAGGAGAUAAAUAAUCUCAUGGAAUGAGUUAUCUCGCCAGACUAGGGAGUUCCAAUGUCAGAUUCCCUAAGGUACUUGAUAUUAAAUCUUCUGAGGGAGUUAUUAUCCAACUCAAAAUUGAUUGACAA